This is a messenger RNA of Stegodyphus dumicola, 978 nucleotides long. RefSeq names its product diphthine methyl ester synthase (gene Dph5). NCBI's taxonomy places the organism in Eukaryota, Metazoa, Arthropoda, Arachnida, Araneae, Eresidae. The record is from RefSeq and is a predicted model, not a curated record. Gene Ontology annotation, molecular function: diphthine synthase activity. Gene Ontology annotation, biological process: protein histidyl modification to diphthamide.
UUCCCAUAAAAUGUUUGUAAAUACUAUGGGGUCCUGGAGGAUCGCGAAAAAUCAGUUAUAAAAAGUGGUCGUGAAUGGAAAAAGUUUAAGAAACCCUGGUUUAAAUCAAAAAAUAUGUAUGCACAUACACGUUCUUUGGUUUAAAUCAAAGAACUUGCACUUCGCUUUAAUAUCGCUUGCUUUCUUUUAGUAUCGAAAUGGAUAUAUUUAAAUACAAAUUUUGCAGUGCGUCCUUUUAUGCGAAAAGAUAUUUGAAAGCACAUGAGAAACGUAUGCACAAAGAAUAUACCAUUUUUAAUAAUAAAGUGGCACUAUUUUCGUGUAUGUAUUGUACAAAACAAUUUUGUACAAGAAAUUCUUUAAGUAAACAUAGGACACACAUCCAUAAUAUAAGGCGAACGAAUAUUAAAUGCGGCGAAGUAGGAUUAAGGAGAUCACAGGAGAUUUAAGAUCUCACUUGCCAUAAUUAUAAUAACAUGAUAAUACGUAUAAAAUUGGAGUUCCAUAAAAAGCAAGGAAGAAUUUUAUGAGAGAGAGAUUAUUAUAGCUGAUCGAGAGAUGGUAGAGCAACAUGCAGAUUCCAUUCUUGAAAAUGCUGUUGAGAAAGACAUUGCUUUAUUAGUUGUUGGAGAUCCAUUUGGGGCUACGACACAUGCUGAUAUAGUCUUAAGAGCUGUUGAAAAAAAUGUGCCAUAUAAAGUUGUGCAUAAUGCUUCUAUCAUGAACGCUGUUGGAUGUUGUGGCUUACAACUGUACAGAUUUGGUGAAACUGUUUCUAUAGUAUUCUGGACUGCUGAUUGGAAACCAGAAAGUUUUUAUGAUAAGAUUGCAUCUAACAGAAAUUGUGGUCUUCACACUUUAUGUUUAUUAGGGGCAGAAAAGUUUAUGAGCCACCUAGAUUCAUGACUGUGGCUUGUGCAGCUCAACAACUAUUAGAAAUAGUGCAGAAGAAAAACUCACUUGGAGAUCAUAAUACUG